Molecule: messenger RNA, 3426 nt
Organism: Dinoponera quadriceps
Lineage: Eukaryota; Metazoa; Arthropoda; Insecta; Hymenoptera; Formicidae
Exons: 2
Coding region: 408-1610 (400 amino acids)
Source: RefSeq, a predicted model, not a curated record
GCGAUAAUGGUUUAAUCAUGACCGAUGAUUCCGAUAUGUCUUUGCCAUUCUGAUGAAUAUUUCUCAUAUUGAGGGAAUAAUUCGAGAAAAUUUGGGGACAUAAUCGGUUAAUUAAUAUGUAAAAAAGAUGAAAAGAUGCGGUAAGAGGAUGCCGGAUUUGUAGUAACGGGGCUUUAUUGAACACACACGUAUAAAGUAGAAUGUCUCGAUUGUAUGACGAAUGUUAGGAAAGUUCCAUCGAUUGACUCGAAAAACCUCGUGAUUCAUCGCGGUCGGCGAUUUAGUUGUACGUUGAAAUCAAAGAGGGCUGAGAGAGAGAGAGAGAGAGCGCGCGUCGCUUGCGUUUCGUAUGUUCUUUAUAGCUGCACUUCUGAACUAGGAGCGAUAAGUUGUAGCGAGACAAGUAUAUGCUUUCUCACUUCAACUUAUUGCACCAGUUCAGCGGUGCAACUAUAAAGUACAGACCCAUUCGUCUUGACUCCAUUGCUUACACAUUAAUCCCGUCUGCGCGUUCAAUAUCUUUCCCCGGCGCCUCUGUCAAGAUUUUCGUCGCUGUUUACGACACACGGAAAUCUUACAAAAUAAUAGAAAUAGCAAGAUACUUAGAGACAGACGUAGAUGGGGGGGAUGCACAAGAGGGGAAUGCUGAAGAGCCAGUCGCAGUUAAAUCGGAAGAUCUUAUGGAAGUAGAGGAAUCUCACUUUGUGGAAAAGGAUAUCGCACAGGAUCCCCCGGAGAACUUUGCCAAGGAAGAUUCCGCAGACGAGGACAUACCAGUACAGCCGAAGACCUAUGAGAAAAUGAAAGAGGGACUUCGAUCGCUCGUACCGAAACAUUCGACGAGAAUGGAGAGCGAUUCUUUUUGUUACAGUUUCAUUAAACUGUUCCUUUUCUUGUUAAUUCCGCUAUGUGUCAUUUUCGCCUCUCUCGUGCUUCGUGAGCAGAAUUAUCAGCACAGUACCGUUUUCGCGAAUAUCUCAGUCGAACUAAAGAAGCGGGUCUACGGUCAAGAUCAAGCCGUGGAAGCUGUGGGGAAGUAUCUUCAGUUGGAUAAGCCUGUCUUGAAGAUGAUGGCUCUCGUGGGCGGUACAGGCGUCGGCAAAUCGUACACAACUCAGAUUAUAGAAAGCAACUUUCCGAUAUACUCCAUCCGUCAGUACUUCUCGCCGAUCAGUCUAACCAUGAACGAUGUCGGCUUCUCCUUCUUGUAUCCGAAGCUAAUCGUCUUGGAAAAUCUGAAGGAACACGACCUGGCGGACGUCGUCAACUUCCUGAAGAUGAAUGAUAAAGUGGAUGUCAAUCAGUACAUUACCGUGCUGGCCGUGUUCAACGUCGAGCGCAUGGACGACGAUUUACUGCGAAAGAUAGAUCUCGAUCAAAGCGCGAAGACGAUAAGGGAUUCUUUCGCCGGCGCAAAUCUCGACGUCAAGGUGAUCACCUUCGAGCUUUUGGGCGAGGACGUGUUAGAGAAGUGCAUCAUCGACGCGGCGCGUGUCAGCGAAAUUACGCUUUCCGACGACGAUUUCGAAUCUGUCAAGCAACAGUUGGUGACAAAUAACGCUGGUUGCAAGGGGGCCUACAGUAAAGUACAGGUUAUUGGUAGAAAAUAAGAAGUUCGGUCUCACGUGGUUCGUCGAAAGGCAGGAAAUGUGAUAAUGCGAUUACGACUGAAGCGAGAAUACACAAAUACAACACUACGAGAAUAUCUACACGUUCGUAGCGUCUAUUUUUGACACGUUAUUAUUUUACUUGCAACACGGAAGAAAGAGAAUUAACUCCCAUAGUUAAAAACUAGCUACUUAUAUGGUGCAACCGAAAUUUAGUUAGACCUCGUUUUUUUAGCUGUGGGAACGAAUUUUUAUAACUAUACUCACGGCUAAAAGCUAGGUCUGGUAUAAUAACUGAAUUUCAAUUGUAUAUGUAGACAGCUAUGAGAGCUAAUUCUUUUUUUCCGUGCACGACUAGUAGUCAUAAGAAUUAGUUGCGAUAGGUAAAAACUAGAUCUAGUAAUUAUAUUUCAGUAAUAUUAUAUAGUUAGCUAGUUUUCAGCCAUGAGAGCUAAUUCCUUUUUUUUUUUCGUAAACGUAUUCCGAUGGCAUUAAGACUACGUUCCUAUCGCGAACGAGCUAGUGAGCGAGCGUGUAUGUUCCGAGGUCCGCGACUGAUUUCAUUGAAGCGCGUUUCCGCGUAGGUUUCAUCAGAUCGUCGUUCGGAUUCGCCGGUUUCCAAAAAAAUAAUUCCCCGAUAAUGAGCGCCGCGAAAAGGAGACGAGCGGCGCGCAUUGAUUUCAUUUCGCGGUGAAAGCAUAAAAUUCGCACAUCCGUGUCACGGUACGUUGGUAGAGAACGCGCGAUGAAAUUUCCACGUGCAUCGCUUCCGGAUCAUCGUAGGGAAGACGACGUGUUCCCGACGCAAUUCACCGCGAGAGAUGAUCACGGGGUGCGCUUCGUACGUAUCCGGCGAAACCCGGUAAUCCGAAGUGGUUACGCGCGGUUAGGCGAAGUCACGUUCAUUAAGGUUACUUCUGGGUAGGGAAAUAUGUAAUAUCUAGGACUCUACUUAGGAAGCUAUCGUCCUCCCCUUUUUCUUCCGUCACCUGUGCAAUCGCACUUGGACCCGUGACGAUGUGAGUGACCGCGGCGCCUUGCGUGUGGAAGCUUCGUAAUGACACGCGACCGGACCAUAAACGUUACAGCGUCUGGUUACGUUGUUACCGGCGAUCGUUCUUACACAAGCAUGAAAAGUUGCUCGAUUUCGUAUUGCUUUUCAUUUACUCUCUCCCCCUUCCUUCGUAAUCACAUAAUAAGUAAUUAUCUCGUUUGAUUUAACUUUCGAGGUCGGUUUCGGAGAUCAAAUGGUCGAACAGUCGGGGAAGGGCUGUGCUUUUUACACCCAACAUAUACAUAUAUAUUAUUUAUAUGCAUAUAUAUAUAUAUAUAUAUAUAUAUAUAUAUAUAUUCCUCAUAUGUAUAUGUAGAUUAAAAUAGGAUUUUUAAUGUACAAAUGUAAUAGAUUAUAAUUUUUCUCGUGAGUCCGUUAAAAGACUUAAAAGCCGAAAGAUCAGCCUUUUUGAUGAUGCAUCGAAUAUCUUGGGUAUAUUAUAGGUUUAAGGAAGAAUGCCAAAAACGAAGCGAAGAACUCGAAACAAAUGUUUUAUUCUUACUUGAAGCAUCACAAAAAUUAACAACUAUAUCGAUAUCACUGCCAUUUCGGUAUAUGCAGAAACAUAAGUUUCUGCUUUUAGUUUUAAACUUUUUAGUGAUACAUCAAGCUUCCGAAGUUGGAAUUUCUCAAAACCACGUUGCUCAAUAUUUUUCCUUUUUUUUUUCAAGUUAUAUAAGUAAUUAGUCGUAAUUAAUAGAACAGAAGUGCCUAACCUAUAGUUUUGUAUUAAGUAAGUUUCUUUAAUAAAUAUAAAGGUUUGUA